Messenger RNA from Gadus chalcogrammus (walleye pollock), 2898 nucleotides. RefSeq names its product CMP-N-acetylneuraminate-beta-galactosamide-alpha-2,3-sialyltransferase 2-like. The coding region runs from base 489 to 1481 and encodes 330 amino acids. The transcript has 7 exons. Lineage: Eukaryota; Metazoa; Chordata; Actinopteri; Gadiformes; Gadidae. Gene Ontology annotation, molecular function: beta-galactoside (CMP) alpha-2,3-sialyltransferase activity. The record is from RefSeq and is a predicted model, not a curated record.
GUUGUCUUAUAACCGUUAGGUUUCUGGUUCGAUCCCUAGCUCCUCCUAGCUAGUGUUGAUGUGUCCCUGAGCAAGACACUUAACCCUAACUGCUCCUGACGAGCUGGCUGUCGCCUUGCAUGGUUGACUCUGCCGUCGGUGUGUCAAUGUGUGUAUUAACCGAUCUAAGUCGCUUUGGAUAAAAUCGUCUGCUAUACUGUAUCAACAUAACAAUUACAAGAUAAGGUUCCUCUGCAGAGAAGAAGACCCUAGAGCCGUCGACCUCCAGGGAAUCACAGCAGGGCUGAGAGACCAGCCCCCCCCUCCCAGACAGAAGCCAGUUCACUGUACGUCGGGGCAGUUUUGAUGCACUGCUGAUUUUUACUCACUUUGGACAGUGCUUUAAGGAGAUUCAAACUUUUUAUGGAAUACUGUUUUUUCCCCAUUUUAUUUUAUUUUUAUAAUUUUUUAAUUGUUGUGAAAUAUUGUGUGUCUAUAGAACCACAACCAUGCCCGGAAGGAGGUGUCUCGGGAUCAAGAUCAUUGUGGUGAGCGUCCUAGCGUUCACCACGCUGCUGUUCAUCUACCCCUUCCCGGACACCAAGCUGCUCUUCAAGCAGGCUUCCCGCCUGCUAGAGGGGCCCUCGCCCUCGGAUCUGUGCGGGUGUCCGGCCCAAUGUGUGGCCGAGACACAGGGCCACCAAUGGUUCUCUGAGCGCUUCAACAGAUCUGUUUACCCUCUCCUGACCAAGGAGAACUACACGCUGCCUAAGGAUGCCUUCAACUGGUGGAUGAGGCUGCAGUCGUCGCGCAGCGGCACCAACUUCAGCCAUGUGAUGAAGGAAGUGUUCUCCAUGUUCCCGGGCGAGUCUCUGUACCGGGACGCAGGCCCCGACCGCUGCCGCAGCUGUGCUGUGGUCGGCAACUCGGGGAACCUCAAGGGCUCUUAUUAUGGAAGGAUGAUCGACUCCAACGACCUUGUCAUAAGAAUGAACCAGGGUCCUACCCAGGGGUUUGAAGACGACGUUGGGGCCCGUACCACCCACCACCUUAUGUAUCCCGAGAGUGCCAAGAACUUGGACCCCGAAACCAGUCUUGUGCUGAUCCCAUUCAAGAUCCUUGACCUGCAGUGGCUCCUGAGUGCCUUCACCACUGGCCAUAUUAAACAAACAUAUCGACGUGUCCUGCCGACGAUACAGGCAGAUAGAGCGAAGGUGCAGAUUUACAGUCCGGUGUUCAUGAGGUACGCCUAUGACAACUGGUUGGCCAAACACGGACGCUAUCCCUCCACCGGCUUCUUCAGCUUGAUGUUUGCACUGCACAUAUGUGAUGAGGUGAGCGUGUUCGGAUACGGGGCGGACAAACGCGGGAACUGGGACCACUAUUGGGAGCACAACGCCGGGGCCGGCCAGUAUAGGUCUGUGCACGGCGGUGACUACGAGUACAACAUCACGCGGUACCUGGCCACCACGAACAAAAUCAAAAUGUAUGUUGGCACCUGAUGCCAUGUCAGGAUAGGAUAGCCCCCCCCCCCCACCAAAAAAGGGCUUAAUAGGGCAUAUAUUUAUGACACGCUCCUGACCCUAGCCCCCCUGAGGAAAAGAAAAAACUCCCUUAGCGAGCAAGCAAGAAAACUUGAGAAGGAACGAGAAUGGGGGAUCCCCACUUCCAGGGAAGGUUAGGAGGGCAAUGGGUGCCAUAAUUGUGAGAAAAAUCUAGGAAUCUAGGAGUUCAGUUGUAGUCACUGCAAUAUGGCAGGCAUCCACAACACACUAAAACAGUCAGAAUAAUGAAUUAGAAGGGGAAAGUGCAUCCAAAAAAUGUAGACCACUGCUAAUUUGAUGACUACACAAACAAACAAGAACAAACAUGAAUGGACGCAAUCAGAACACUGACAGACUUCAUUCACGCAUUGGGCUUCAGUGCCGGCAUCAGUAUCGUUUGACACGCCUAUGUUACAAACGAAAGACACAGGGGCGUAGCCACCAUUGGUCAGAGGAUGGCCACCCCGCUGUCCCCGCGAGCCUGGAAGAAAAUAAAUCCUGAAAAGAAUUUCAGGAUUUCAGGUUUAGGGUUUGUGGUCAUUCUACUUUUUCUACAUGGACUCUUGUGAAUUGGGACCUAUUUUAUUGGUCCCAAUUUACUGGUAUGUUGUUUUUUUAUGUUUUUGACUUGCCUUAGGACAACGGCCGAAAUUAGCAACUAAGCUAACUCCGGCAUAUUUAUAUUGAUGCUCUGGCUGACAUGUUGAUUAAUGUGCAAUGUCCUAAUCAAAUAAAUAAAUAAUAAUAAAAUAAAAUAAAGAAAGCUGAAAUAUAUGCAUUAUUAUUUUGAUCUAAUUUUGACUUAUUAUUUUUAUUUAAAGUCUUAUAUUUUCAUAUUAUAAAUAAAUAUUGCACUUGAAAUGCUACGGUUUAAUUGAAUAAAUUAUUGCCUAAAAUGACAAUUACAUUUCUUUCUGUCAAUUGCACUAAAAACAUUCUCAUGUUAUGUUAAGGUCCCGAACCCCCUCAGAUAAUCAUGACACAUCGCACAACAUCUAAGCACCCAUUCCAAUAUCAUGGGAUCAUCAAUAAGACAUCAUUAUUCUAUACUUCGUUUAAGAAUGCUUGAUUCUGAUUAGCUGGGAGGAGGGCAAUAACCCGGCAGGUUGCCCGCUGACUUGUCGGUUGUACUUGCUGCUGACUGAGCACAGCGUCAUCAAAUAGUAGAUCAAUACGCUGCUUGUAUUUUUUGGAAUAUUCUAUUCUGAUUGGCUGCAGGGUGUGCAUUAAUCCCUGAUAUAUGGACACCUGCUAACUAGUUCCAGUCUAAUUAUCUGUUGAGCCUUCAAAAAGAGAGCUGGUCAAUGGUGAAAAAUGCAUUAAACUGUAAUCAGAAGACGCGGUUAUUUGUGGUAUAAAGGCUGGAACUAAUUCC